This is a messenger RNA of Crotalus tigris (Tiger rattlesnake), 2649 nucleotides long. RefSeq names its product arylsulfatase D-like. Gene Ontology annotation, molecular function: arylsulfatase activity. The transcript has 11 exons. The record is from RefSeq and is a predicted model, not a curated record. Bases 876 to 2630 code for a protein of 584 amino acids. NCBI's taxonomy places the organism in Eukaryota, Metazoa, Chordata, Lepidosauria, Squamata, Viperidae.
CAGAGACAGAGAGAGAGAGAGAGAGAAUAUGCUGCAUCCAUCUGUUGAAAUAUCUGUGGAACUUCUAUAAUGUGUACCUGUAACUUUUCCAGGAGAUUUUAGUGACAUGCAAAGAUAGCCAUCAAUAAAUGAGAGGGCACUGGAUUUUUUUUUUUUUUGUCUUGAUCACUUUUAUUGUGAGAAGGUACCUCUCUGUGGAUUGUGUCUGACAGGCUAUGUAUUCAAAGAAUAUGACAUGGAAAUGCCUAUGGUGUGCAUGUAUUAUGCCUACAUUGACAUUUAUCUUCUAAAAACUUAGUAACAUUUAUGAAUAGAGAUUUGGAAAACAAGGAGUUUUACAAUUAGCAGCACAUUUCGGUGCAAUGCCUAGCAAUCUUUUAGACUCUACUUUUAGCAAUUCCAGGCAGCAUGAGGAAUGAUAGGUUUUAUUGUUAAACACAGUGGGAAGUGAUCAAUCUGCAAAAGGAGCAACACUCUAAAAGCAGGGGUGUCAAACUGCCAGCCCACGGACCAGAUGUGUCAUGCCAAAACCACGCCCACCCCAGCUCCGGCAAUGAGGAAAAAGUUGCAAUACGUCAUGACACAUCACGUGAUGUGGCGAGUUUGACACCCCUGCUCUAAAAGUCUGAAUAAAUUGAAAAACAUUCCUAUAUGAGGAAAUACGAAGUAAUUUGUUUUAUCUGGGCAGAAGCAUGGUAAAGAAAUUAAUCCCUCUUUCACCAUUAAAAGAUAUCCAUAAAAAAACUGAGGAAGAAAAAAAGAGAAAAAAUUUAGUUUUCAACAGAUUUCAUAGACUGAGAUCAUCUCUGAAUAAACUUUGAAGUCUCAAAUUUCUCAUUCUCAGUAUCUAUAACUUGACUUUCCUGGAAGAGAUCAUGGAGUGUUGUGCACAUUUCUGGAGAUACCCAAUUUUAGUUUUAAUUUUCUACUUGGUACUGAAGCCAAGUGAAUCUCAUGCUUUGAUCAGCUACAAGCCCAAUAUUGUAAUCUUAUUGGCUGAUGAUCUAGGCAUUGGGGAUCUAGGCUGCUACGGAAAUACUACAAUGAGGACUCCUAAUAUUGAUCAGUUAGCAAAAGAAGGAAUAAAACUUACUCAGCAUGUUGCUGCAGCACCCCUUUGCACACCAAGCAGAACUGCUUUCUUAACUGGAAGAUAUGCAAUCCGAUCAGGUAUGGAGGAAACCAUUGGUUAUCGUGUUCUUCAGUCACUUGCUAGUUCUGGUGGUCUUCCUCCAAAUGAGACCACAUUUGCAAAGAUAUUGCAGAGACAAGGCUACAGCACAGGUUUAAUAGGAAAGUGGCAUCAAGGCAUGAAUUGUGAAUACCGUAACGACUACUGCCAUCAUCCAUUAAAUCAUGGAUUUGAUUAUUUUUAUGGGAUGCCAUUUUCACUAAUGAAUGACUGUCAAAUCUCGCAUCUCUCUGAGUUGGAUCUGCCACAGCAGAAGAAACUCUGGCUUUAUACUCAGAUAAUUACCCUUGCUCUUCUGACCUGUGUAGCAGCAAAACUAAAUCAUCUUGUUUCUCUCAGUUGGAAAGCCAUCUUCUCUUUGGCUUUGUUUCACUUCUUCUUCUUUGUUUCCUGGUACUCAAGAUUUGGUUUUGUGAGAUAUUGGGAAUGUAUUAUAAUGAGAAACUAUGACAUUAUAGAGCAGCCAAUGAAAGUAGAAAGAGCUGCACUUCUUAUGCUAAAAGAGGCCAUUUCCUUUAUUAAAAGAAAGAAACAAGGUCCAUUUCUCCUCCUAGUUUCUUUCUUGCAUGUUCAUACACCUCUGGUUACUACAGAAAAUUUCAUUGGCAAGAGCAAUCAUGGAUUAUAUGGUGACAAUGUAGAAGAGAUGGAUUGGAUGGUGGGACAAAUUUUGGAUACUCUUGAUAAGGAAAACUUGAAAAACAGUACUCUGACAUAUUUUACUUCUGACCAUGGUGGACACUUAGAGGCUUGGGAAGAAAAUAUUCAACAAGGUGGUUGGAAUGGCAUAUACAAAGGUGGAAAAGCCAUGGGAGGUUGGGAAGGAGGAAUCCGGGUUCCAGGAUUAGUUAGAUGGACAGGAGUGCUGCCAGAGGGCAAAGAGAUUGCUGUACCAACAAGCUUAAUGGACAUCUUUUCCACAUUAGUUCAUUUGGCUGGAGAAACAGUGCCACAAGACAGGGUAAUUGAUGGCCGGAAUUUGAUGCCUUUGCUGCAUGGACUUGUUCAGCAUUCAGAGCAUGAAUUUAUGUUUCAUUACUGUGGAAUAUACUUACAUGCAGUGCGGUGGUACGAGAAGGAGAGUGGAAAUGUGUGGAAAGCCCAUUAUGUGACCCCAAUUUUCCAACCUGAAGGAUCUGGAGCCUGUUAUCCCAUUAAGUACUGUCCAUGUUCUGGAGAAGGAGUCACCCAUCAUGAUCCUCCUCUACUGUAUCAUCUCUCAAGAGACCCUAAAGAAGCCAUGCCUCUGUCAGCAGACAGUGAACCACAAUUUUACACAAUUCUGGAGAGAAUAAACAAAGCCAGAGAAGAGCAUCUCAAAACUCUCACUCCUGUCCCACAACAGCUGUCUUUCUACAACAUCAUCUGGAAACCAUGGCUCCAGCCAUGCUGUAGGUCAUUUCCAUUUUGUUAUUGUGACAAAGAAAACAAUAUGUAAUAUAGUCAUCAUUUUUGAA